ACACUACUCCAGGGAGGGCAGCAACUCCAGCUCCUUUCUGUGGAUGUGGGGUCAGGAUCCAUCACUGGUGCUUUUGAGGAGCAUCAACACACUGGCUUCCAGAAGCAUGGAGACUUGGCAAGCAGAGAAGGACCUGGCACUGUGGGCAAGUGCCAAUGGGAGUGGAUGAGGUUGAACGAAAACACCCCUUUCUGCUUCUCCCUGCAGCAGGAACAAGAUGCACAGGGGUGGGAGACUCUCACCCAGGGCUGGCCACCGACCGUCCAGGUGUUCCAAAUCCUGGCUUUGCACAGGGAAAGGCAAUGAGGAGAGGAGGCAAUAUCCAGCCACAGGCAGUCCAUGCUGACUGGUCCCACCAUGAUCCUGCUCACAGGAGACCUUAGCAAGGUGACCAAGGCCACAUGAUGCAGAUGGCUGAGGGAGAGCAACACAGAAAUCAAGAAGCUGAAAACAAGAAAUGGUAUUUCCCUUUUUUUAUUUCUGGCACUGUACACCUGCAGAGGGGAAUAUUCCAUGGUGACAUCACUCAGUGGUGGAGGGUGACCUGCUAAGCAGCAGAUUGUGACAUCAGUGGGGGAUGGAUUGUAACAUCACAUCUCCUUCUGAUUAUAUCUGGGCUCUGGCAGAGCCUGAGCCAAUCUGGUUCUAGCCUUGACUCCUGCUGAGCGAGAGUGCAAGGUCUGGAGCAUCUAGUCAGACUUCUUCAAGUGCUGGGUGGUGUGUUGGGAGCUGCCUUUGGCAGCUGCCAUUGCAGAGCCAUCAGUAGUGUUUUCCCAGCCCUGCUUGGUUCAGGCAGCCUGGCACUAUAGGUAGCAGUGAAGGUUGGCUACCUUCAGUAGCUGUAAAGGGAAAACACCCCCCUGGGGUGGGGCAGAUGAUUGGAUUCAGGGAACCAGGAGGGUGUCCUUCUUGAGAGAGCUGGGCAUUUCUUUUUCCCCUUGCUGGGAUAGUCAGGAGGGCUGUCACACAGUCACACAGUUCUCUCCUGCUCUGUGUGACGCCAACAAAAGGGAGCAUCUCCUGGUCCUCAGCUCUUCCCAGUGUGCUGCAGAGCACAAAAAUGGCCAUGGAGACAGCCUGGACCUGCCCCAUUUGCCAGGACACUCGGAGGAGCAGGGCUUCUGUUCUGCCCUGUCGCCACCAGUUCUGCCUGAGCUGCAUCCUGCAGUGGGCACAGAGAAAUCCAUCGUGCCCACUCUGCAGAACACCGAUAGAUGCUGUCAGGUUUUCUGAGCAGGGCAGAUGGGACUCUCUUCUGUUUGUCAUCACGCAUCCUGGAGAGUCACCACAGGCCAGCAGCCAGGCAAGACGAGCUUCUGGAGAGUCACCAGAGACUCCUACAGUGAGGAAAAGAGGCCCCCAGUAUCCUGGGGCAUCCCCUUCAUCUUCUCCGCAGGGGACAGUGUCCCCACCUGAGCAGGGGGCUGCAGGGCCAGAGCCCAUGGGUGGCAUUCUGCCCGAAGUGUGGGCAGAACUUUUCCAACGACAACAGCAUCUCCUGGACCCUGUGCUGCCCUGGCUACGCCAGAGGCUUGAGGAAAUUUACUGCAAUUGGUGGUUGCCAGUACAGGUUGCUGAGAGCAGAAUCCUGUCUGAUCUCUGUGUCUACGGUCUACAUGAGGAGACCUUGAUCCUUAGGCUGCAGAACCACCUCAGAGGACGUGCAGCACCACUGGUUCGUGAGCUUAUCAAUGUUAUUGUGAGCCAGUGCAGCGAGGAGGCUCAGAGGCUCCUGCACUCCCACACUGAUGGAGAGGAAACAGGUGGGAGCUAUGUUUCAAAGUGUGACUUUUGAUCAUGAUCUCUCUGGAGUCAGACUCCAGAGUCCCCUGGACACCUGAUCCUAAUUUUGAGGAAUCCAUCUACCACAUGGAUCUAUCCUGGAGCUGUUGUUCCCAGAAGUAUGUAAUACCUUGGAGCGGUGUUUCAGAAGUCAAGCGUCCCAGAGUCUCAGUUUAGCCAUCUAUCAGCCUCUGAUGACCUAAAGUUCUUGAAGGGAACUGGCUCUGCUUUCCUGAUUUUUUGCUGCACAAUGGAGUUUUGGAAAAUCUCGUGAACUUCAGUUCUUGCUGGAAUUUCUUGUAAAGAAAUAUCAAGUUUCUCAUGGGCUCACUCAACAAAGAUGGAGCCAUUCCAGACCUUCUCACAAGGAAACCAACCAUGAGAGUACUGCACAUGUACGUGGAAAAUCCAUUUUCCUAAGUGAUUACUUUCCUUGUCUAGUCUUACAGUAAAAUUAGUCUGCUGAGAAACAAUUGCUGUAACUGAAUUGAAAGCCUGCUAGACAACACUCAUUCUGAAAUAUAGAUUUAAUAAAGUCAUAUAUGAAACCAAA
This is a messenger RNA of Pseudopipra pipra, 2335 nucleotides long. RefSeq names its product E3 ubiquitin-protein ligase Topors-like. The coding region runs from base 1061 to 1795 and encodes 244 amino acids. The record is from RefSeq and is a predicted model, not a curated record. The transcript has 2 exons. Lineage: Eukaryota; Metazoa; Chordata; Aves; Passeriformes; Pipridae. Gene Ontology annotation, molecular function: ubiquitin-protein transferase activity. Gene Ontology annotation, biological process: protein autoubiquitination.